Messenger RNA from Puntigrus tetrazona (Sumatra barb), 1579 nucleotides. RefSeq names its product macrophage receptor with collagenous structure (gene marco). The record is from RefSeq and is a predicted model, not a curated record. The transcript is spliced from 17 exons. Gene Ontology annotation, cellular component: membrane. Lineage: Eukaryota; Metazoa; Chordata; Actinopteri; Cypriniformes; Cyprinidae. The coding region runs from base 56 to 1441 and encodes 461 amino acids.
GUUUUUUAAACCAUCACCCUGGUUGUGUCCAGGUCAGUGUGUGGUGGAGUAACCGAUGGAGACCAACGUGGACGAAAUUGACGCGAAGGCCUCUGUAUUCAGCCAAGCAAACCCUCUUUAUGACAACACCAUGAAGCUCCACGAGGCCGACCGGUACGACAUCCAACACAGUGAGCUAAAUACCAGGAAACCAGCGAAAAAACGUUGCUAUAUUUCAGUUCUCGUACUGUGUUUGCUGCUGCUGAUUGGACUGAAUUUUUUGUUGGCAUAUAAAGUCAUUACUCUGGAGGCUUGGGUUCACCUUCACUGUGCAUCGUCUGAUGGCAAGACAGCAGAACUCAUGUCUGCUGGAAGAAUCAAUCUGGGCAGCUCCAGUUCAGAUCAGUGUCUCUCAGAUAUGUGUGGGAACAAUGGGACUCUAGAGAAUCUAAGGACUCAACUAAACCAGCUCAACAUUAGUGCACAAAGAGCCAUGGUUUGUCCGCCUGGUCCACCUGGCAAACCUGGUCCACCCGGUCCACCUGGCAUUCCUGGAUUUCACGGUCCUCCUGGAGUGCCAGGGUUGGUGGGACAGAAAGGACAGGCUGGCUCACCAGGUCAGGUAGGUAAGCCUGGAGCUCCAGGUGAUAAAGGACAGAAAGGAGACCAAGGACUAGCAGGUGAAAGGGGCCCGACUGGCAUGAUGGGUGCACCUGGCAUUCCUGGCUUGAAGGGGGAUACAGGACAGAGAGGAUUAACAGGUUUACCUGGGACUGAUGGUCGUCAAGGUGAAGAUGGAAAGCCUGGUAUCCAUGGAAUACCAGGUCUCUAUGGGCCACCAGGUCCUAAAGGAGACCCAGGUGCCAGAGGUGAGAGAGGAGAACGGGGGCCUUCAGGUCCUAGUGGACCUCCUGGUCUGGAGGGACCUCCUGGUCUCCAAGGACCACCUGGAGUAAAAGGUUCACCUGGACCAAAGGGAGACGCUGGUGUUGCCCUUCCAGGGCCACCAGGACAACAGGGACAAAAGGGAAGUCAAGGAUCUCCAGGUGUUCCUGGCCUUCAAGGUCCGAAUGGAGAAAAGGGCAGCAAAGGUGAUCAAGGCCUAAUAGGACUUCAAGGCCUGAAGGGAGAGAAGGGUGAUGCAGGAUCCUUGAGUAGAGACUCUGCUGUGGUUCGUUUAGUGGGAGGUUCCAGCCGCGGAAGAGUGGAGGUGCUUCAUGAGAACGACUGGGGAACGGUGUGUGAUGACAGCUUUGACACUGUGGACGGUACGGUGGUGUGCAAGAUGCUGGGUUUCCAGAGGGCCACUCAGGUGUUCACGGAAGGUGCAGGAUCUGGACGUAUCUGGCUGGACGAGGUGAGAUGUACCGGAAAUGAGAUGAGCAUUUUUGACUGUCCACACGGAGGAUUGGGAGUUCAUAACUGUAACCACAACGAAAAUGUGGGCGUUAGCUGUGUCUGAAUAAAAGGAAGAAAACUUCUCACACCAAAGACCUGUGUACAAUAUGAAUGUAUAAAGACCACAACAAACUCAUCCAUGUGUAUCCUAAAACUGUUCUAGCUGGUAACACUUGCUGACUAAAUAAACAGCUUAAUCACG